This is a messenger RNA of Cydia pomonella (codling moth), 1388 nucleotides long. RefSeq lists its product as uncharacterized. The record is from RefSeq and is a predicted model, not a curated record. The coding region runs from base 91 to 363 and encodes 90 amino acids. Lineage: Eukaryota; Metazoa; Arthropoda; Insecta; Lepidoptera; Tortricidae. The transcript has a single exon.
CAACGUCAAAGAAACGUCAACACACGUUUUUCAAAACACGCUUCACAGUUUGCUCUAAUUUACGUCGUAUUACCUUAAUUUUAAACAGAAAUGGCCCAAGGCAAACUAAAAGUAAAAAGCAAGCUGCCGGCGGGCGCGAAGAACAAGAAAGCGAAAGGUAAAGCCGUGACCAAGCGUCCUAACGCUCCAGUUAAAAGCAAGGCGACGGCUUUGGAGAGGAAUAAAAUGAAGGCGAAUGUUACGAAGAUGGUGAACGCGGUGGCCGAGAAGCAGCUGAGGUCUUUGGCUACGGACACGCCGCAGCUGUCGGCGGCGCAGCAGCGGGCGGCUUCUGCACCCACGGCGCCGGUGCCUGCGAAGUAAUAAUAAGUGAUUUUAAACCUUGUUUUUAUAAACUACAUAAAAACUACUAAAAUUACAGUUCGAUUUGCGAGUAAUAUUAGUAAGCUCAAUGGAGCAUUCCAUAAAAUUGUCUACCAUUGUCCUGUACAAACGCGAAUUUUCUGAUGUUUACGAUGUACAAGAAUUCCUUUUCUGUGAUUAAGUGUCAAAAAUACGCACAGAAAAAUAAGCGCCUUCUUUACAUGUUGAAAAAAAGUCGCAAUACAGUAAAUUAACACAUUCACUGCCGGGAACCCACCUGGUGGGCGCUCGUGAACUUUGUUCAGAUGCCGGACAACCUGCUGGGCGGGUUGUUUUGUACGCAGCUAUAGACCACCGGUUUCUGGGGUAGUGCGCCGUUUUUUCUCUGGCAGUGAAUGUGUUAAAUGCACCUGUACGUGACAGCAUGUGGAAUGCUCCAAUACAGAUGUGUGGUUGUGGGAUUAGUGUAACGGCCUUCUCAUUCGGACUGUUUAGACAUUGAGUAGUGCUUAUUGUAAGUUCAUACAUUUGCUAUUUGCUCCUGCUGCUAAACACUACUCUGUAUCUUUAGGUAUUUAAAUAAUAGUAAAUAAACAAUGUGUACAUUUUCAGGUAGUUAUAACAUUUAUUGGUUAACCAACCAAAUACAAAAUCGCCUGGAUCUGUCACUCUGUGUAAUCAAUGUCUAAACAGGCCAGUUAUACUUAUCCUUCACACUUAUCCAUACUGACCUUAUCCCUUGGAGUGGUCUGCCGUCGGCUCCCAAACUAUUAUGUCAUUUCAAUUUCAAAUUUGAUUAAUUGAAAUAAAAUCAAAAUUCCAACAUAUUAAAAACGACGUAUAUUAUGUUACUUGAAGAGUUAUCUGGAUUAUAAAAUGAGAGCUUAGGAUUUAAGGAUUUACAUGUACAGUUAAGUUCCCUGGUUACUGUGUAAAGACUGUAAAGAGUAAAGGUAAUAUUAUAAGUUUUAAAAUGUUUGUUAAUGACUAUUUUUUGCAUAAAAUAUGUUGAUAAAUUUAUCUCA